This is a messenger RNA of Mytilus californianus (California mussel), 5991 nucleotides long. RefSeq names its product caspase-3-like. The transcript has 6 exons. Lineage: Eukaryota; Metazoa; Mollusca; Bivalvia; Mytilida; Mytilidae. Gene Ontology annotation, cellular component: cytoplasm. Bases 161 to 1045 code for a protein of 294 amino acids. The record is from RefSeq and is a predicted model, not a curated record. Gene Ontology annotation, biological process: proteolysis; apoptotic process.
GCAUAUGCAAGGCUAACAUGUUAUCACACACGACCAAUUAUUUUUAGAAGUGUGAAAUCAUUAGAAUCAAAGGGGAAAUAACCAUUGAGAAAGUUGUAUUCUAAAAAUAACUAUUCUGUAAGCUGAUUCAUAAUAGUGAAACAUAAACAAAGUAUUUGAAAUGGCUGACAAAAAUGACACAACAGAUGCAAAGAAUAUGGAAGAUACAGUGGAUACUUUUCCAUUUAGUUUUGGGAAAAAAUCAGUGCCAGUAAAUAUUCAUAUGUCCAGAGAAGAAUUUGAAGCAGACAUUUAUCCAAUGAAUCGCAAGAACAGAGGUUAUGCUGUAAUCAUAAACAAUAAGACCUUUGACUCCGGCGUUGGCCUAGGAGCACGUAAUGGGACUGAUGUUGAUGCUUCAGCUUUAGCCAAUAGAUUUGCAGAGUUAGGAUUUGAUGUUGAGCUAGAAGAUGAUGUUACAACAGAAGAAAUGUUGCAAAUCAUGAAGAAAUAUGCCUACAUGGACCACAGUGAGAAUGAUUGUUUUGCCUGUGCUAUUCUCAGUCAUGGAGAAGAGGGUAUUGUGUAUGGUAAAAAUGGAAAAAUAGAGAUUAAAAAAUUAUUGGAACCUUUUAAAGGCAACCUUUGUGAAACUCUGGCAGGGAAGCCUAAAGUAUUCUUUAUUCAGGCCUGCAGAGGUACAGAGUUUGAUGAAGGUGUAGAAAUGAAUGUAGCAGACGCCAAAGGAGAAAUGGAUGUAGAUCGUCAAAUAUCUACUCAUAAAAUACCUGCUGAAGCUGACUUCUUAGUGGCGUAUUCAGUUGUCCCAGGUUACUAUGCAUGGAGAAACUCCAUAGAUGGAUCCUGGUUUGUUCAGGCCCUAUCAACUGUUUUAGAGAAGUAUGGUAGUCAGUUAGAUCUGGUCCGUGUCCUGACACGCGUCAACAAACUUGUGGCCUACAAGUUUCAAUCUAACACGUCCAAUCCAUACAUGAGCAGGAAGAAACAGAUCCCAUGUAUAACUUCAAUGUUAACAAAAGAAUUGUAUUUCUACCCAAAACAGUGAAGUCUUUGAUACUAGUAUGGAUUUAGUACUUUAAAGACAGCUCAUUUUAGUCAUUCCAUUUUAUUGAAGGAAACAUUGAUCUGUGUCCACCAUUUUGAUUUAUGAAAUAACAUUGACUGAUUGAGAACAUUAGCAGUCUGUUUUUAUAGAAUUGUAACAAGAAUCAAUGAAGGCUUCAUAGGCUGUAGUAUAAACUUUUACUUUUUGUGAAGCUAUCAUGCCAAUAUUUUUCAUAUUUAGUGUACAGUAGUGUGUUGUAUAUGUUUAUAAAAUGUAUUUAUUAAGCCUACUAUGUGCCUGAACAUAGUUUAAUUUGUAUUAUAUUUUUUUUCUCUUUUUUAGCUUUUAACAAAGCCAAUAUUUGAUAAAUAUCAUAUAAUGGUACAGCAUUGUUGUCAUUUUCCGUCCUUUAUCACUUAGGUCUCGUUUGAAAACUCAAUUUCACCAAUUUUAGGGUGAAUAAAAGUUAAACUCAAUAUUAAUAAGCAUAUAACAAGGGCUAGUAUUGAUUUUAAGGGUCACUAAUAUAUUUGUAGGUUUUUUGGGGGGGAGGGGAGGGUGUUAUUUGUUUGGUUGCUUUUUUUUUUUUUUAAAUAUUUGUAAUGAAAAUUCCUUCUUCUGUUUUCAAUGAAAUUUGAUUUACUCUUUAGAAUUCUUAUGUAUUAUGUCUAUAUUUAAUGCAUAUUAUUUUUCUUUCCUCUUUGUAAGAUCUUUAAGAAUAUAACAGUUUACUAAAAGUAACAUUCAAAAAUAAACCAAAUGGGCUGUGGAGAAUUUGUAGCAUUAAAUUUUUAGCAAAUCCUCACAUUUUUAUGACUCAGCUAUGAAAGCAAAGGCCGUAUUGUUUUACGGUCUGGGUGUUUGUCCCCAGUGUCAGGUUAAAGUUUUGUUUUACGGUCUGGGUGUUUGUCCAGUGUCAGGUUAAAGUUUUGUUUUACGGUCUGGGUGUUUGUCCCCAGUGUCAGGUUAAAGUUUUGUUUUACGGUCUGGGUGUUUGUCCAGUGUCAGGUUAAAGUUUUGUUUUACGGUCUGGGGUUUGUCCCCAGUGUCAGGUUAAGGUUUUGAUUUUACCCAAAUUCAAGUUUUGAUUUGAGGUAGUUUGUUGUCACAUCAACUUUAAACAUACAACAAAUGUUCAUUAUGAAGUGAACUUUUAAAAUAUAUUACAAAUUAGGGUUGUGAUUCAGAUUUGGCAGUUCAAUGAAUAUGGAAAUAGAUAAAUAAAAAAAAAAAAUGUCUGUAUCUUUACAAAAAUAUUUUCAAAGCAAGUAAAUACUUGGGCUAAUGGACAUCAUUAAGAUAUUUUUAUAUAUAAAAAAGAUAGUCAGUAAAAAAUGUAUUUCAUUUAACCAAUCAGUAUAUUUCAAUUAAUCUUUAUGUAAAUUAUAUAUUACCUCAGGAAUAUUGGAUUUUAUGCAACUAUACAUGUACAUUGAAUAUUUUCAUGAUCAUAUAUUUAUUAAUAUUUCUAUACAUCAGGCCACACUUAAAAAUAUUUUGGUUUGCCCAAACCCUACCAAAAGGUAGAGACAGUGGGUAGGUAGGUAGGCAUUUUCUUUUUUUUUUCAGCAAAGAGAAAUUGAAGUGACAGAUGUUUUUUAGUCUUCAUGCCUAUCUGAUUAAUACACAUUUUCACAUCAGGACAAUAAAAGAUUUUGAGUAGGCAGCUAUUUUCUGGGUAGGUAGGGUUAGGGCAAACAAACAUAUUCUUUUUUAUGGCCUCAGAUGUUUAUUUAGUCAAGAAAAAUGAAGAACUUAACAACAGGAAGAAUGCAACAGACCUGCCAACCUUCACGAUUUUUGGGGGAUUUCCCUCGUGAGUGGAGUUGACCUGAAUUUUGAAAUUAUUAUAUAAACUGAACACCUCAAAACAGGCAUUUAAAUGAGUUAAAAUGCUAUUUAAGCACAUAAAUACACAUUCAAACAAUAUAGUUGUAGAUUAAAAACUCUUGUGACAAUAUAAGAGGAGCAUUAAGUCCUCUUGCGCUUAAGAUCCCCCAUGGAGAUUUGGAAAAGUUGGCAGGUAUGAUGCAAGAUCCUGGAAAUCUCAUGUAAGCUGAGGGUAAGAUUCCCACUCACUGAUGAGGCUUGUCUAAGUCUGAUGUGAUAGGAAAUAUUGCCUGAGGAUGUCUUUGAUUUUUGAGUUUUGCAUUCUGGUUGAUGAUUGAUACAUUUUCUCAUCUGUUAAUGUUCAAAUGGGAUUCAGAAAAGUUGAAAUGUCUUGAUGAGGUUGGCAAGGCAUGAAUAUGUUAUAACAAUCACACAGUUGUCAACAUUCACAUAAGAGAAAUUUACUACCAUUAAUAAUCUUUUCAAACAAUAUUUUGAAGCAUGCUCAAUAAGUCCUUCCAUAAGGAAAAUAAAUUUUAAUUACAACAAUUUCUUUCUGCAAAAUGUUGCAUUUGACUAAUCUUCACAGACCAUGCUGUCUAGCCUAGGGUCUAGUUUAAUAUGACAAUCAGUUAUCACAUUGACAUCGAAAUAUAUUUUGGCUAUAUUUGAUAUUUCGCAUUUCAUAGCAGCACUAGACAGACUAUCAGUGUGAUGACAGGAAUUGUUACUAAUGUAACCGGAGAGCAUGAUUCUACUUGCAAAAUCGCAUGUCUCCACCGGGACUUGAACCCGGGACCUCUGUGUUAUAAGGCAGCGCGUUAACCAACUGAGCUAAAGAAGUACUUCCUUAGAUCAACCGCUUACGGCUGACUAAGUAUCUACUAAAGAAGGGAAACAAUACCGUCACAUUAACUACCUAUGAAUAAAAUAAAGGCCAUGUAAAAUUAUUUAUCUUUGCCAGUAAAAUUGGUUGUGAGUCUACUUAAUUGCUCCUGAUUUACAUUCAAUUUUAGUCAUAAGAUUUUUUGUGAAACCAGAGCCUAUUUUUCAGGUAAAGUCAAGAUUCAGUAAAUAAUUUUUUAAAUGUUCUUGUGAAAAAUUGUAACCAACCAUUUUAAACUUAUAUCAAAGUAAUCUCUGGUUUGUAGAUUAUACUAUUUUGUUUAUCAAAUUAUGAUGACAUGCACUUUAAAGUUGCUUGUAAGUAGGUGUUUUUGUUUUGUCUAGUCCUGUUUAUAUAUUAUAUUGUGUUAUUGGUACUAGUCUUGUAGUUACUAGUUAAUUUUACCCACAGGAUGUCAUUUUUUAUGGACAGCAGUUAUUAUUUAUUUUAGUGUAUUUAUUUAUUUGUAUAUGAAAAAAUGGUUAUUUUGAAAACCUCAAAAGCCCUAGAAGAUUUGCAACUGGUGAUUGAAAUACUUCACAAUAAAUAGUUUUAAAAGUGUGCAGCAUUCAUUAAAUUGUAUAGUUAUAACUUUUAUAUUAUGUGAAUUUCACUUAAACAAUUAUUAUGUAUGUAACUAUAUUAUUAUAUUGUUAAUAUUAAUAUAAUAUUGUAAUGAGAAAUUGAAAAUGUAGAUUUGAUUGGUAUAACAAACUUUUUUAUGCCCCCGCUGUAGCGGAGGGGGCAUUAAGUUUUACCCUUUUCCGUCUGUAUGUCCCUCCGUCCGACCGUACGUACGUCCCAAAAUUGGUUUCCGUUCUUUAGCCUUAGUUUACCUCAACCAAAUGUUAUGAAACUUAUACACAAUGCUUAUUACCACAAAAUACAGAUCAAGUGUGAAUUUUUUUGGCGUCACUUUUACUGUUCUAGAGUUAUGUCCCUUUACAAAUGGAAAAAUUGCUAAUUUUUUCCGUUUCUGUUCUCUAACUUAAGUUUGCCUCAACCAAAUGUAUGAAACUUAUUCACAAUGCUUAUUACCAAAAAACUAAGAUCGAGUACAAAUUUGGGUAGUGUCACUUUUACCUUUCUUAUGUUAUAUCCCUUUAUAACGUUAUAUGCAAGUGGGGGCAUCAUCUGUGUCCCAUUGACACAUUCCCCAUUUAUUUUUAGUUUAUUUUGUGGCUUGCAACUUGCCAUUUGUAAAUGCUCUGUAGAGAUUUCUCCAUGGUGACCUCAAAGUAUUCACUGUUGCUGUGUUUUCUAGGACAUGUGCCUCAUUAAUGUUUAAAAUCUCUUUUUGAUUCCCACCGUAACUUUACUCCUCUGAGUUCAUAUGAUACAUAAAAAGUCUGAAGCUUUCAUUUGUUUUUCAUCAUAUUUGACCUCAUUUUACAGCCACCUUGAUUUAACAAGAUGAAUUUUUUAAAGAUGUAUCUUUGGGUCAAUAAAUAGGCUCAUUCAAACUACAGGUCAUUCUCAAAAUCGUCCAGAGUUUUCAAAUUUUACAGAGACUAUAAAAGAUCUGUUAUCAACACCCAAAUUCUUCAAAUGACAAAAAAUAUCAAGAUACUGUGGACUAAGGAUAGGCAUUUUAUUAUCAUAAUAUUAUUUUAAUACAAUUAUAUAUUAUAGCUUUUUUUGUGUGAAAAGGAGUUUUUUUUUUAAUUUUUGUUGGUAAUGCUUAUGUUGAAUAUAUGUUAUAAUUAUAUAUUUUUCUUUGAUGUUCUUUGUUAUGUACUUUCUUUUUUUUUACAUUUAAUUUUUGGGACCAUUUUAUUUUAUGUUUUGCCUAUGACAGCUUAUAGUAGUUUUAAAAAUAGAUAGUUGAUAAGUGGCUAAAAACAAAUUUAAUUGCUGGUAUUUUUCUAUCUGUUUUAUUGUUCUUCAAUUGCAUUUGGACUUGUUGCAUGAAAAUCAGCAUAAAAUCAUUUUUUGAACAGGAUACUGCCAAGAGUAAGAAAAUGUUUGUCAUACUAUGCAUCAUUUUUUUAAUAGAAAGACAUGUGUUUUAUAUUUGAUUUGUUUAUAUGAGAAUCUCACCAUGUCCAUACAAUGAGAAUGUUCAAGUGGUAUGUAUUUCCUAUCUUAGCCAUUGUAUUUCUCAUGAGUCACAUUUCAGAAAAACUGUCAGGUUGAAAAAAGAAACUAUGCAGUUUACUGUUACAUGUAUAAUUAUAAAAAAAUUAUUUGUCUUUAAUUGUAUUGGUUUAAAAUAAAAUAAUCAACUGGU